Messenger RNA from Bipolaris zeicola 26-R-13, 663 nucleotides. RefSeq lists its product as uncharacterized. NCBI's taxonomy places the organism in Eukaryota, Fungi, Ascomycota, Dothideomycetes, Pleosporales, Pleosporaceae. Gene Ontology annotation, cellular component: nucleus. Gene Ontology annotation, biological process: nucleoside phosphate metabolic process; ribose phosphate metabolic process. Gene Ontology annotation, molecular function: ADP-ribose diphosphatase activity. The record is from RefSeq and is a predicted model, not a curated record. The transcript has a single exon. Bases 1 to 663 code for a protein of 220 amino acids.
AUGGCCUCGAACAAUAACAAGGCAACGCCCAAAAUAACUUCUCUCACGGACCUCCCCUCAUCAGAGGCAAAAUGGAUCAAACUGCAAAAAGCCACCUACACCGACGCCCACGGCGCAUCCCGCGUGUGGGAAAUUGCUAGCCGCAAGACAACCGGGAGCGCAGGCGUCGACGCCGUGGCCAUGGGCAACAUCAUCUACCACCCCAGCAAGCCACCAUCGACCAUCGUGGUGAUCCAGUUCCGUCCACCCGUCGGUGGAUUUACCGUCGAGUGGCCUGCCGGCCUCAUCGACAAGGAUGAGACGCCCGAGGAAGCAGCGGUGCGUGAGCUAUACGAGGAGACAGGGUACAAGGGCACCGUUGUCUCUACCUCUCCGGCUGUAGCUGCGGAUCCCGGCAUGACGAGUGCGAAUCUGUGUCUAUGCAUGGUGGAGAUUCAUCUGAAGGAAGGGGAUUCAGAGCCCGAACAGCAUCUGGAUGAGGGCGAGGAUAUCCAGCGUGUUAAUAUUCCUGUAGCUGAGUUGUACACGCGGCUCGAGGAGUUUGCCAAGGAAGGGUACGUGAUUGCGGCGAAAUUGUAUCACUGGGCGGCAGGCGCACAGUACGCGAUUGACCACCCAGAGUUGUUCCAGAAGGCGGGGAAGAAGGCAGCGGGUAGCUUGUAA